This is a messenger RNA of Ectocarpus siliculosus, 1101 nucleotides long. The record is from the annotation of a GenBank genome assembly. Lineage: Eukaryota; Phaeophyceae; Ectocarpales; Ectocarpaceae.
GUUUGUUGUAGGUAGUCCACUCUCAUGCCGAGACCUCGCGAUCCAAGUGGCGAUAGCGAUGAUGGGAGCAGUAGUCGUGACGCCACCAAAUCUAAUCCCUCAAGCUCAAGGAGCAGCAGCAACAGCAGCAAUAACCGAUCUCAUGACGACAGCGGAUCUUUCUCCUCGUCGUCCGCCAGCAACGACUACAGCAGUAGUAGCACCAGUAGCAGUCCCAGAAAUUUCGUGGCGGGGUACGAUACAGGAGGAACCAGCGUCAACACGUCCAGUUCGAGGAAUAGCAGCCGAAAUACGACGAGUGGGUCGGAUAGCUCAUCUUCGACUUCCAGCGGCGACGAUGGAGGAAACACGACAAGGAAUCGAAUGAAAAAUCUGUUCAAGAAACAGUCCGACGAGGUUGCCGAGAUAGAAGAGCUCGGAGAGCUGAACGAAAGAGUGGAUGCUAAGCUUCUGGAGGAAGUACAGGAGUAUGACGCAGUGCCAUCCGAGGCGGCAUCCUAUGGAAAAACCACUUUUUGGGACGAACGCUACGCAGGGGACGGGGAGGUGGUAGAGUGGUACCACCCGUGGGGAAACCUGGCUCCAACCCUGACUCAGUACAUGGACGAACAAGACGAGGUGCUGGUAUGCGGUUGUGGGAACUCUGAGAUGAGCGUCGACAUGUACGAUGACGGGUUCGAGAACAUCGUGAACGCGGACAUUUCCAAGGUGGCGAUUCACCAGGUGACCGAGAUCUACAAAGCCUACCCCAUGGAGUGGAAAUCGAUCGACCUCACACGCGAAGAGUUCCCAGAAGAGAAAUUCGACGUCGCCCUCGACAAAGCCUGCCUCGACUCCAUCGCCUGCAACCUUCGGGGAGUGGUGAACGCGGAAAACUAUCUCCAACAGAUGGACAGGUUGCUCCAGCCAGAAGGGGCGUUCAUCUGUGUGUCCUUCGCGCCCCCAGAAGAGCGCCUGGAGCUGUUGGAAUACUGGGAUAUAGACCAGCCGGCAAAGUGCCUUGCGUGGGACGUGCACGUCGAUACGAUAGGCGAGUCGAGCCCCUCAAAUUUUCAUCCAGCUGUUACGUGUUCUUGCUCGCGGGUGUGGGUGCACCGCUGA